AUGUACAGCAACCAACAUGACGGUGCAACAUUGCCGUGUCUGUUGAGUUUGCUUCGUUGUGAAGAGGGACAGAGUGGACCCACGUAUGAGUCUCUACAGCAGGUCUUUGACAGAAAGCCCUUAAGACCUUCUGUUAACCUCAGCACCCCCACCAUAACCAACAUCUCCUUCACUCUAUAUGCUAUAUUAGGAGUGAACGAAAAGGCACAGAUUCUCACCACCUUCCUCUGGCUCAGACUGUACUGGUUCCAUGAGUUCCUCAUUUGGGAUCCAGAACCGUGUGAUGACGUUACGAGAAUUUCCCUUCCCGUGAAAGAUCUCUGGACACCUGACAUUAUCGUUUAUGAGUUUGUGGACGAUGACGUGUCUCAGGCUUGCCCUUACGUUUACGUGAACCACACCGGCCACAUCCGCUAUGACAGGAUGUUGAGGCUGGUUAGCGCCUGUAACCUUGAAAUCUUUAGCUUUCCAUUCGACAUACAGAACUGCUCUUUCACCUUCGGCUCCUACAUGCACACCAUCAGGGAUGUACGUGUCAGCCCUGCCCUGUCCUUUCAUGAGAUGACGGGGAAUUCAAAGCGUUACCUGCAGGCGAGUGGAGAGUGGGAGCUGGUGGUCAUCUUGGGGGAAGUCAGCAUUUUGAAAUUCGGAAUAGAUGAAUGGGACAUCAUCACUUUCUGGGUGGUAAUAAAGCGACGACCGAUGCUGUAUGUGGUGAAUCUGAUCAUACCCAGCUCCUUUCUCAUGAUCAUUGACAUCCUGUCCUUCUACUUGCCACCACACAGCGUGGAUCGCUCAUCCUUCAAAAUGACCUUGAUUCUGGGCUAUACUGUUUUUCUGCUCAUCAUGAACGACCUGCUUCCCAGCACUGCUAAUGGAACACCUUUAAUAGGUAUCUAUUUCUCAGUGUGUUUGGCGCUCAUGGUCAUAAGUUUACUGGAGACGGUCCUCAUCACCUGUGUUCUCCAUCACAACUCUAUGAAGUACAGGGAGGUGCCACGCUGGGUCCAAGUGUUUGUGUUUGGCUUUCUGGGCAAAAUCAUUUGCUACGGUUUUCCUGAUGACCCUUUUUCUAACCCGCCGGUGAAACAGGACACUAAUCCAUGGGUCACCCCGUCUUCAGAGUCAACCUCCAGUCAACAGACAACCAACAGCUCUGGAACCGUGACUUUGGACGUACCUGAGCUCAGGCAGAUCAGUCAGGAUCUUCGAGAUAUGCAUUCGUAUCUGUCUGUUCUACGAAGGCAAGAUCAACUACAGGACCAGUGGUGUCAUGUGGGUUACAUCCUGGACUUCCUUCUGUUUCGCAUUUAUCUGCUGAUCAUCACGGGCUAUGCGCUUGUGAUUAUAUGCAUGUGGUGCAUCUGGAUGAAUCAGUGA
Triplophysa rosa is the source of this 1380-nucleotide messenger RNA. RefSeq names its product 5-hydroxytryptamine receptor 3A. The record is from RefSeq and is a predicted model, not a curated record. The coding region runs from base 1 to 1380 and encodes 459 amino acids. NCBI's taxonomy places the organism in Eukaryota, Metazoa, Chordata, Actinopteri, Cypriniformes, Nemacheilidae. Gene Ontology annotation, molecular function: transmembrane signaling receptor activity; extracellular ligand-gated monoatomic ion channel activity; neurotransmitter receptor activity. The transcript has 9 exons. Gene Ontology annotation, biological process: chemical synaptic transmission; nervous system process; monoatomic ion transmembrane transport. Gene Ontology annotation, cellular component: membrane; neuron projection; synapse.